Bactrocera latifrons is the source of this 1325-nucleotide messenger RNA. It is a transcript of the gene Or49b, whose product is annotated as odorant receptor 49b. Lineage: Eukaryota; Metazoa; Arthropoda; Insecta; Diptera; Tephritidae. The record is from RefSeq and is a predicted model, not a curated record. Gene Ontology annotation, molecular function: odorant binding; olfactory receptor activity. Gene Ontology annotation, biological process: detection of chemical stimulus involved in sensory perception of smell; sensory perception of smell. The transcript has 7 exons. The coding region runs from base 1 to 1116 and encodes 371 amino acids. Gene Ontology annotation, cellular component: plasma membrane.
AUGUUCGACGAUCUGCAAUUGAUCCACAUGAGUGUGCGAAUCUUACGCUUUUGGUCACUUAUCUAUGAACACACCUGGCGACGUUAUGUUUGCCUGUCGAUGACGACCUUCUUGGUUUUCACACAGCUUUACUAUAUGUUCCGCACCAGUGAAGGUAUCGACUCCAUCAUAAGGAAUUCGUACAUGUUGGUUUUAUGGUUCAAUACCAUACUUCGGGCGUACCUAUUGCUGUACGAUCGGGAAAAGUACGAAAAGCUGUUGAGCGAUUUGGAAGCAUUUUACUACGACUUGAAGCAUUCAAAGGAUUCGUAUAUACAGGACCUAUUGGUGGAAGUCAACACGACAGGCAAAUAUAUGGCACGGGGCAAUCUCUUCCUUGGGCUACUCACCUGCUUUGGCUUUGGCUUCUAUCCACUCUUUGCCACGGAAAGAGUUUUGCCCUUUGGAAGCAUGAUUCCGGGCGUUGAGGAAUACAAAAGCCCGUUCUACGAGUUCUGGUAUAUCUAUCAAAUGGUAAUCACGCCCAUGGGCUGUUGCAUGUACAUUCCCUAYACAAGUUUGAUAGUGGCUUUCAUCAUGUUUGGCAUUGUGAUGUGCAAGGCACUGCAGUUUCGGCUGAAGACGUUGCACAGCGUGCGUCACAUUGAAUCCCUCAUUCAUAAAGACGUUCGGGAAUGCAUACGCUAUCAACUGUCCAUUAUUGAUUACAUUGCGCGCGUAAAUGCUUUGACRACUUACAUAUUUCUCUUGGAAUUUUUAGCCUUCGGCACACUGCUAUGCGCCUUAUUGUUCCUGCUAAUCAUUGUUGACUCCUCGGCUCAGGCGAUUAUAGUUUGCGCUUAUAUUGCCAUGAUAUUUGCACAGAUCUUAUCGUUGUAUUGGUAUGCGAACGAACUGCGUGAGCAGAAUCUYGCUAUCGCAGCCGCCGCCUACGAUACUGAAUGGUUCACAUUUCCGAUACCCGUGCAAAAAUAUAUUCUUUUGAUGAUCUUGCGCGCACAAAAGCCACCAGCGAUAAUGGUGGGCAAUACUCAACCGAUUUCGCUGGAGCUGUUUCAAUCUUUGCUGAAUGCCUCCUAUACUUACUUCACUUUGCUAAAGCGAGUUUACACUUAAAUUAGGACCAAAAGCAAAGUGGGAAAAGKUAAAGGAAUAAAAAAUGUGGUUUCAAACAUUUCUGUUAAGGGUAUUMAAAAGCAUUUUUCUAAUUUGGCUUGUGUUUUCACUUUUAUUUCCAAUUCAUCUCACCUUAAAUAGAUUUCAUCAUUUUAACAACGUUUACUUUACUUGUAUUUCUGAUAAAUAAAGAUAUAUGAAUACAUUAA